Cricetulus griseus (Chinese hamster) is the source of this 3416-nucleotide messenger RNA. The record is from RefSeq and is a predicted model, not a curated record. Lineage: Eukaryota; Metazoa; Chordata; Mammalia; Rodentia; Cricetidae.
CGUAUGACUGCGGCUGCGCGGGGCAUUCGAAUCGGCCUCGGAGUUGGAGACUAGUGGCGGCGGCUGAGUUCCGUGUUUCGCCGCCGUGCGCUUCCUCUCGUCAUGGACAGCCUAGAAAAUGCCUUUCGCAUGUUUGAAGCACAUAUGCAAAGCUACCAGGGUAAUGACCCGCUUGGAGAAUGGGAAAGCUUUAUGAAGUGGGUAGAAGAGAAUUUUCCUGACAAUAAAGAAUACUUGAUGACAUUAUUGCAAAAUUUAAUAAAGGAAUUUUUAGAUAAGAAGAGGUACCAUGAUGACUCAAGAUUCAUCCAUUAUUGCUUAAACUUUGCUGAGUACAACAGUGAUCUUCAUCAGUUUUUUGAGUUUCUGUACAACCAGGGAAUUGGAACCAAGUCAUCUCCUCUCUAUAUAUCUUGGGCGGGGCAUUUGGAAGCCCAGGGAGAGUUGCAACAUGCCAGUGCUGUUUUUCGGAGAGGAAUUCAAAACCAGGCUGAACCUAAAGAACUACUACAACAACAAUACAGUCUAUUCCAGGCACGUAUUACUGGAACCCAUUUUCCAGCUCAAGCUGCAACCUCAGAAGCUAUGCAUAGUGCACAGAUUUUAAACCACGUUGUGACAACAAAGUCAAGUCCAGGACAAAACUCAGCCUAUGUUCCUAAGAGUCUGGGCUCAGAAUGUUCUGAUGUGAUACCUUCCGCUUGUGACAAAGGGUCUAAUAUUCAGGAACAAAGAGUGAUCAUGAUUUCCAAAUCAGAAUGCUCUGUGAGCUCAUCUGUGGCACCCAAAGCUAACUCUCAGCAGGUUGUUAUGUACUGCAAGGAAAAGCUUAUUCGUGGGGAUUCAGAAUUUUCCUUCGAAGAACUAAGAGCCCAGAAAUACAAUCAACGGAGGAAGCAUGAACAAUGGGUUAGUGAAGACAGACACUAUAUGAAAAGGAAAGAAGCAAAUGCUUUCGAAGAGCAACUCUUAAAACAGAAAAUGGAUGAACUUCACAAGAAAUUGCAUCAAGUGGUAGAGUUGUCUUACAAGAAGGACCUGCCUGCUUCCCAGAACAAGCCUGACGUUAUUCCAGUAUGCAUAGAACGGAAUACGUGCUCCCUGCAGGAACUGAGGGUUCCAAACCUUCCCUCCAUCAAUCAGCAGACCUCAGAGAACUCAGGAGAGAAACCACAGGAGCCACCUUCUGUUCCUCUUAUGGUAAAUGCUGUUACUGAAGCUUUGAUGAUCCCAACUGCCAGCCAGCCAUCUCUUCCUAUUCUUGUAAGUGGCCAGUCAGAGACAGAUUCUAGGUAUGUAAGUCAAAGUAUUCAUGAAUUCAUGCCACAGAGUGGACCAGAAACAAAAGAAGUGUAUGAAACAAAUAAGGUUGCCAGCAUUAAUUCUUUUCAUACAACUCCAAACACAUCAUUGGGAAUAGUCCAAGCAACACCAUCCAAAGUGCAGCCCUCACCAACUGUGCACACCAAGGAAGCAUUAGGUUUCAUCAUGAAUAUGUUUCAAGCUCCAACACUUCCUGACAUUUCGGAUGAUAACAAUGAUUGCUCUUCUCUAGAUCAAAAUGAAGAUGCAUUUGAAGCCCAGUUUCAAAAAAAUGCAGUAUCUUCUGGAGCUUGGGGAGAUCAUAAGAUCAUGUCUUUGUCAUCUGCUUUUUCUAUUUUUGAAGAUGGAAACAAAGAAAAUUAUGGCUUACCACAGCCUAAAAAUAAGCCCACAGGAGCCAGAACCUUUGGAGAACGCUCUGUCAGCAAAUUUCCGUCAACACCAAAUGAAGUGCCUCACACUGAUGAGUGUGUGGAUGAAUCAAUAGUAUGUGGUAUUCGAUACAAUAAAACCCUAGCUCCCUGUUCUAAAAGUACAGGAGAUUUUACAUCUGCUGCCCAGCUUUCGUCUACACCAUUCCACAAAUUUCCAGCAGAUUCAGUGCAGAUUCCAGAAGAUAAAGAAAACAUGGUAGCCACACAGUAUACUCAUGUGGCUUUGGAUUCUUGUAAAGAAAAUAUGGUGGACCUCUCAAAAGACAGAAAGCUUGGUCCAAUUCGAGACAAAUUUUCAGCGUCUUUACACUAUCCUAGCCAGCCUGCCACAGGUGGUAUACUCCAGGAAGCAGUGUUCGGCUUUGAGGCUUAUAAAUGCACAAGCACUGACCUUGUGACCAUGGAGGACAUACCAGAUGCCAGCGCUGGACUCCAAGUUGAAUGGAUGCAGACUAGUUCACUUGGGAAUGUCAAUGCUCCAAACUUUACUAUUGAGAACCCAUGGGAUGAUGAAUUGAUUGUUAAACUUCUCUCUGGGCUUCCUAAACCAGUGAGUUCCUAUUCAAAUACUUUUGAGUGGCAGUGUAAACUUCCAGCCAUCAAGCCCAAGACAGAAUUCCAACUGGGUUCUUUGCUGGUCUAUGUGAAUCACCUUCUUGGAGAAGGGGCUUUUGCCCAAGUCUAUGAAGCUAUUCAUGGUGAUGUGAAUGAUACCAAAAGUAAACAGAAAUGUAUAUUAAAGGUUCAGAGACCUGCCAAUUCUUGGGAAUUCUACAUUGGGACACAGCUGAUGGCGAGACUAAAGCCAGCAGUGCAUCACAUGAUCAUCAAGUUUUAUUCUGCUCAUUUAUUCCAGAAUGGGAGCAUAUUAGUAGGGGAGCUCUACAGCUAUGGGACGAUACUAAAUGCCAUUAACCUCUAUAAAAAUACCCCUGAAAAAGUGAUGCCCCAGGCUCUCGUCAUCAUUUUUGCUAUCAGAAUGCUUUACAUAAUUGAACAAGUCCACAGCUGUGAAAUCAUUCAUGGAGACAUUAAGCCAGAUAACUUCAUACUAGGCCACAGGUUUUUGGAACAGGAUGGUGAAGAUUUAGCUACUGGCUUGGCACUGAUUGACCUGGGUCAGAGUAUAGAUAUGAAACUUUUCCCUAAAGGAACUGCAUUUACAGGAAAAUGUGAAACAUCUGGUUUUCAGUGCCCUGAGAUGCUCAGUAACAAGCCAUGGAACUACCAGAUUGAUUACUAUGGAGUUACUGCAACAAUAUACUGUAUGCUCUUUGGGACUUACAUGAAAGUAAAAAAUGAAGGAGGAGUCUGGAAACCUGAAGGUCUUUUUAGAAGGCUUCCUCAUUUGGAUAUGUGGGAGGAAUUCUUUCACAUCAUGUUGAAUAUCCCGGAUUGUCAUCAUCUUCCAUCUUUGGAUUUGUUGAGACAAAAAAUGAAGACAGUAUUUGAACAACAGUAUUCCAACAAGAUUAAGACCCUUCGUAAUAGGCUAAUUGUGCUGCUCUCAGAAUAUAAGCGGAUGAGAAAAUAAAAUAUGGAUUUGGACCUUAUCCAAAAAAACACUUUGUAAAUUUAAACUCCCUCCCACUUUGAAUCCUAUUUUUUUCACACUUUUAUUUAUGUAUGUUAAAAAAUAAAGCCCAUAAGAUACACCCA